UGAAUAUCUAGGCUAAAUGUUCAGCAUCAUUUCGAGAAAAUAAAAAAAUUAUUUCACUUUAUUUAAAAGUUUUUGAAUGUUCAUUGAGUAUGAAAUCUAUCUACGAUGAUGAUGAUGAUGUUAAUGUUGAUGUCGUAGAAAAGAAUAAUACAUAAAAUACAUGGCAAUUUAAUUUUUUAACUUUUAGAUGUACUAUCAAGUUUCACCGACUUACUUACAACAUUUACUUGGAGAAAAUCGCAUCAGUCUGCAAGUGGUACUUGCCAAGAGUGCCUCGUGUUUAAAUCACGCAACAAAAAUCAUCAGACAAUACAAAACAAAAUAAUAAUAUUGAUUCUCUAAAAAUAUAUUUAAAUAUUUCUAUUGUUAAAAAAAUUUUUUAAAUAGAAAAAAAAAAAAAAAAACGAAAGUGAAAUGUUUUUUAAAUUAAAGUGAUUUAAUUGAUAAAUAUUAAUGAAUUUUAUUUGGCAAUUGUGUAAUCGUAAAAAUACUGGUUUUUUAUUACUUUGUUUAGCAAUAAUUUAUAUACAUUUAUUUACAAUAAAUAAUAAUAUUGAAGAAGAUAAAUUAAUUGCAAAUAAGGAAGAAGAAAAAGAAAAUAACGAGGUGGAUAAUUGUCGUGGAUUAUGUCGUCAAAUAGAAGAUUUUUACGUUCAUUUAACUGAAGCAAAUGUCAAUGUAACUAGUUGAUAAUAAUCAUGUGGAAAAUAUUGUUAUUUAAUUAUUUAAUUGCAACAAAUACAUGGGCUUUUGAAUCAUCUAAGAUUGAUCAUUCAAAUUUAUAUGAUAAUCUAAAAUCAAGGGAUGAUAGAGAAGAGCUAGUGGAUUAUGUUAGUGAGACUGAGGAUAAACCUGGUGAAGUUAGACUCAUUGGAAAAUGGAGAAAAAAUGGUGAUGCUAUUGAGCCAAAAUGGCGAGAUGGUGAUUCAUUACCACUUGUACCAUUUGAUGAUGUCAAAGAAUCACCAUUACGUCAAAGAAAAUAUUUAAAUAAUUUAAAUAAUACUGAUGGUGGUAGAAGAAUGCGUCAACGUUUUCGUAGAAUUCGUCCAGCUUCAAUAAAACGUCUCCAAUCAAAACAACAAAUUCAACAUGUUAAUGAUGAUGAUGAUGAUGAUGAUAAAAAGAUAUCAUUUCAAGUUAAUCCAAAUGAGUAUGAUUUAAAUGACGAUGAGCAUCAAAAACCUAGACCAAGAAAACGUCGUCCACCACAAAAUUAUGAAUACUCAUCAUACAAAACAACACCACCAACAAUUUCAACAAUAACAGAUAAUUAUCAAUCAUCAAAACAAAAAACAAUUGAAAAUUCAGAACUUAAGUUGUUAUUAAAAACUCAAGAAGAAGAAGGCUUAAGUUUAUCUGAAAUAUUACAACAAAAAAAUUUAAGUUUAAGUGAUCUUUUAAAGGGUAAAACAAAUGCAUUAAGUGCAUUAAAAUCACAAGAACAAUUAACAAAUAAUAAAAAUAUCAAUAAUAUUACUGAAAGACCAAAAAGAGGUAAAUUUAAUAACAUGAAAAUUCAAAGAGAACCAGAAAACAAUGAAGAUAAUGAAAAUGAAAAUUUAUCAACUCUUGUAAAAUUUACAAAUCCAAUUAUUUUGCCACAUUUUAGUGAAACAACUGAAGAACCAGUUGUGAUUGAUGAGACAACAAUUUUUAAUGAUGAAAAUUAUGAUUAUCAGCCAGUUAUAACAACAACAACAACGACAAGCAUUAAUAAUGAAGCAAUUGAAUAUUCAGAUUAUCUUAAAAAUGAAAAAAUUGAUGAUAAAAAAACAACAAUUAUUCCAAAUGCUGUUAAUAAAAAUGAAGAAUCAAAAUUAAGUAUUGAACAAUUUAUUGAUUUAAAAGAUGACAUAUCAAUAUCAACAACAAUACCAAUUGAUAAUUAUGAUAAAUUUGAUGACAUAUUAAAAUUAAAUACAACAUUAACAAAUGAAGAAAUAAAAAAUUUAAAUAAUAUAAUAACAACUGAAGAGCCACAUCCAAUAAAUCAUCAAAGAAUAUCAUCAAGUAAUAAAAUAUAUGAUAAAAUAAUAACAGAAAUAGAGCCAGAAGCAAGAGAAGAAAUAUUAGAGCUAAUUGAUAAUGAUGAAACUGGUGAAAUGUUACAACACUUGUUGGAAUCAAGAAAUAUGAGUGUUGAUGAAUUGAUAUCAUUGAGACAACGUGGAUCAAGUAGACUACAUCUAGCUCAAGUAACAUCAGCAAGAACAGCUGAUUCUAAAUUGCAUAAUGUUAAAAAAAAUAUUGAACAGAUAUUAUAUUUUAAUUUGACAUCAUCAUCAACAACAUCAACAUCAUCAACAACAACAUCAACAACAACAACAAGUAAACCAGAAGAAAUAAUUGAUUUAUUACCAAUAAAAAAUGAUAAUAAUUCACUGGAAUUUGUUGAUAUAUUAAAUGCAUUUGAUUCAUUACCAUUUGCAAUAAAAAAUUCAACAAAUAAUGAAACAAAAAUAAUUGAUAAUUAUGAUGACAAUAAUGACAAUGAAAUAUUAAAAAAUAUAAAAAAUAAUUAUAUUGAUAUUAAUGAUGAUAUUAUUGAUUUUAAAUAUAAUUAUAAAAAUAAUAAUAAUAAUAUUAAUUAUGAUAAAAUACGUCCAAGUAUAUAUGCAAGUAUUGCUAUUCUUGUUAUGACAAUAAUUGGUUUUCUUUGUAUAUUUAUUAUAUUUAAAAUACGUCAAAAACAAAAGUACAUAUAUAAUAAUGCAUUUUCAAGAAGUGUAUUUAAUACACCAACAAUAAAUGCUAGAAAAUUAUCAAAUACAAGUAGUUUAAAUACAAUAAUGGUUAAUGUUGUUACAACAUCAACAGGAAAAAAGCAACAUGUACAUGAUAACAAACGUGAAAUGAAAGAAAUUAAUCAUUCAUAUGAUGGUGAUUAUGAUUUAAAAAGUGAUAUUGAUAAUGAUUCAUUAGAUGCUAAUGACAGUUGGGAAACAAUACCUGAAUUUAUGAAAUAAAUCAAGUAAUUUUUGUAUUGGCUUGAUGAUUUUUUAUGUAUAUUUAUUUCUAUAUUGAAUAAAAGUAUUUUUAAAUAAAUAA
Molecule: messenger RNA, 3051 nt
Organism: Aphidius gifuensis
Lineage: Eukaryota; Metazoa; Arthropoda; Insecta; Hymenoptera; Braconidae
Exons: 2
Coding region: 699-2969 (756 amino acids)
Source: RefSeq, a predicted model, not a curated record